AUGAGGGCUGUGCCUUUUCUCUCGCUACUCCAGGCCGGAUUGUUGACGACUGGGAUAGUGGCGCAGCAGAUUGCUUUUGUGGGCACCAACGCCAACGCGAUAGCAACUGUCAGCUUUGAUACCAAGACCGGAGCACUAAAGGUCAUCGGGAACAACACAGAGUCAAGCACUCCGUCAUGGCAGGAAGUAUCCAAGGACGGGAAGCUGCUGUAUUCUAUCGAAGAGACGUCGACUGAACAUGCGUUGACGAGCUACUCUAUUGCUCAGGAUGGAAAGCUGAAGAAGUUGGGCUCUAUCAAGGGGCUGGCGGGACCUGUCUCCUUGGACAUGCACCCUACUCAGCCUAUAAUCAUUACUGCAAACUAUGGCUCUUCGAGUGCUUCGGCAUACGCUACAAACAGCACCGGCCAGUUCACGCACCUAGGCGACUUCAUGUUCAAAAUGCAAGGCCCAGGAACAGUACCGGACCGCCAGGAUGCUCCUCACCCACACCAGGCUCUCUUCGACCCAACCGGCAAAUUCGUGGUCAUGCCAGACCUGGGCUCUGACGUGAUCCGCGUUCUCAAGGUCGAGUCAGGUCCCAAAUUCAGCGUUGCGCCUCCCAACAAGGUCAAGCCCGGCACCGGGCCUCGCCAUGGGGUACUCUACCCUGCCGCAGACAAGUCUAAGUUCUACUAUGUUGUUGGCGAGCUUUCGAACACCGUGACCGUGAUGUCUGUCGAAUACAUGGUCGACACCCUCAAGCUUACCGAGAUACAAACCCUCUCUACGCUUCCAGACGGGCAGAAGGGAGCGGCAGGUGAACUCAUCAUUUCACCGUCGGGCAAACACCUGUAUGCCUCGAACAGACUUGACAAGAUCUUCCCCAACUCCAGCUCCAUCGCUUCGUACUCCAUCGACCAGAUGACGGGCAAGCUGAAGCUGCUUGAGAUCUUCAACGGCGGCGUGGAGAAUAUCAGACACAUGUCUAUUCACCCCAGCGGCAAGUGGUUUGUGGCUGAGGGCCAGAAUUCAAAUAACAUCAAGGUGUUCAGCCUUGACCCUGAGUCUGGAAAGGUGAACAUCGAGGCCAAGUCGACGCUGGAGAUCGAGAAGCCUGUCUGCUUGCAGUGGUGGGAUAACGGUGCUCAAGACAGUGAGAAGAAAGAGAAUGAGACCGAAUGUGAAUAUGACUAG
Messenger RNA from Nannizzia gypsea CBS 118893, 1176 nucleotides. RefSeq names its product carboxy-cis,cis-muconate cyclase. Bases 1 to 1176 code for a protein of 391 amino acids. The record is from RefSeq and is a predicted model, not a curated record. Lineage: Eukaryota; Fungi; Ascomycota; Eurotiomycetes; Onygenales; Arthrodermataceae. Gene Ontology annotation, molecular function: 6-phosphogluconolactonase activity; protein binding. The transcript has 2 exons.